GACGCGACGGCUACAGCUCAGGGGCGGGGCGAAAGCUGCGGCAGAGUCAGGGAGGCGCACACGUUGUAGACUUUCCUAGUCGGCGGGUCCUGGGUGGUUUUGGCAGUCGAGCAGGCGCUCUAGCAGGUGGACCCGCAGGUGGAGAUGGCGACGCUGUGUCUGACCGUGAAUUCAGGAGACCCUCCCCUGGGUGCUUUGCUGGCAGUAGAACAUGUGAAAGACAAUGUCAACAUUUCUGUAGAAGAAGGGAAAGAUAAUAUUCUUCAUGUGUCUGACAAUGUGGUGUUCACAGACAUCAACUCCAUACUUCGCUACUUGGCUAGAGUUGCGACUACAGCUGGGCUCUAUGGCUGUAACCUGAUGGAGCAUACUGAGAUUGAUCACUGGUUGGAGUUCAGUGCCACAAAAUUGUCUUCAUGCAAUUUGUUUACUUCUGCAAUCAGUGAGCUCAAUCACUGCCUCUCUCUGAGAACAUACUUGGUUGGAAACUCCUUGAGCUUAGCAGAUUUGUGUGUCUGGGCCACCCUGAAAGGAAAUGAGGUCUGGCAGGAGCUCUUGAAAGAGAACAAAGCCCCUGUCCAUGUAAAGCGCUGGUUUGGCUUUCUUGAAGCCCAGCAGGCCUUCCGGUCCGUAAGCACCAAGUGGAAUGCUCCAGCAACUAAAGCCAAAGUGGCACCUCAGAAAAGACAAGAUAUUGGGAAAUUUGUUGAGCUUCCAGGUGCUGAGAUCGGAAAGGUUACUGUCAGAUUUCCUCCAGAGGCUAGUGGGUACUUACACAUCGGGCACGCCAAGGCCGCGCUCCUGAACCAGCACUACCAGGUGAACUUCAAAGGGAAGCUGAUCAUGAGAUUUGACGACACGAAUCCGGAAAAGGAGAAGGAAAAUUUUGAGAAGGUUAUCCUGGAAGAUGUCGCAAUGCUGCACAUCAAACCAGACCAGUUCACUUACACCUCGGAUCAUUUUGAAACUAUCAUGAAGUAUGCGGAGAAGCUCAUUCAGGAAGGGAAGGCGUAUGUGGACGAUACUCCCCCAGAGCAGAUGAAGGCCGAGCGUGAGCAGAGGGUGGAGUCCAAACACAGAGCAAACUCUGUUGAGAAGAAUCUGCAAAUGUGGGAAGAAAUGAAAAAAGGGAGCCAGUUUGGUCAGUCCUGUUGUUUGCGAGCAAAAAUUGACAUGAGCAGUAACAACGGGUGCCUGAGGGACCCGACACUGUACCGCUGCAAAAUCCAACCGCACCCACGGACUGGAAGCAGAUACAACGUUUACCCGACAUACGAUUUUGCCUGCCCCAUCGUGGACAGCAUCGAAGGCGUCACGCACGCCCUGAGGACCACGGAAUACCACGACAGAGACGAGCAGUUCUACUGGAUCAUUGAAGCUUUAGGCAUAAGGAAGCCGUAUAUUUGGGAAUAUAGUCGGCUAAAUCUCAACAACACAGUGCUGUCCAAAAGAAAACUCACCUGGUUCGUAAACGAAGGACUGGUAGAUGGAUGGGAUGACCCACGGUUCCCCACGGUCCGUGGUGUGCUGAGAAGAGGGAUGACUGUCGAGGGGCUGAAGCAGUUCAUUGCUGCUCAGGGUUCCUCACGUUCGGUUGUGAACAUGGAAUGGGACAAAAUUUGGGCAUUUAACAAGAAGCUGCGAGCUCUCUGUAAGAAGGUUAUCGACCCGGUGGCGCCAAGGUACAUCGCGUUGCUGAAGAAAGAGGUGGUCCCGGUGAACAUCCCAGAAGCCCGGGAGGAGAGGAGAGAAGUGGCCAAGCACCCGAAGAACCCCGACGUCGGCCUGAAGCCCGUGUGGUACGGCCCCAGGGUUUUCAUCGAAGGUGCUGACGCGGAGACGCUCUCAGAGGGUGAGACGGUGACAUUUAUAAAUUGGGGCAACAUCAGCAUCACCAAAAUACACAAAGACGCAAAGGGAAAAAUUGUAUCUCUUGAUGCAAAACUGAAUUUGGAGAACAAAGACUACAAGAAGACCACGAAGAUCACGUGGCUCGCGGAGACGGCCCGAGCCCUUCCCAUCCCGGCGGUCUGCGUCACUUACGACCACUUGAUCACAAAGCCCGUGCUGGGGAAGGACGAGGACUUCAAGCAGUAUGUCAACCAGAACAGCAAGCAUGAAGAACUAAUGCUGGGGGACCCCUGCCUUAAGGAUUUGAAAAAGGGAGACAUCAUCCAACUCCAGAGAAGAGGCUUCUUCAUCUGUGACCAGCCUUAUGAGCCCGUUAGCCCACACAGCUGCAGGGACGCGCCCUGUGUCUUGAUAUACAUUCCCGAUGGGCACACAAAGGAAAUGCCCACGUCUGGGUCGAAGGAAAAGACCAAAGUAGAAACAGUGAAGAAUGAGACAAGCCCUACUAAGGGCAGACCAGUGGCCCCCUCGACUGAUUCCUGCACGGCUACCUCUGAGGACUCCUUGGCCCUUUACAAUAGAGUGGCUGCUCAAGGGGAUGUGGUUCGUGAAUUAAAAGCCAAUAAAGCAGCAAAGGAAGAUGUAGAUGCAGCUGUGAAACAGCUGUUGGCUUUGAAAGCUGAAUAUAAGGAGAAAACAGGCCAGGAAUACAAACCGGGAAAUCCUCCUGCUCUAACAGGAGGGCAGAAGGCUGCUGCGAAACCCCCAGCAAGCACCGCGGGAAGUGACGCUCUGUACAAUGAAGUUGCUGCGCAAGGGGAGGUGGUUCGUAAACUGAAGGCGGAAAAGGCCCCCAAGGCUAAAGUAAACGAAGCUGUAGAGCACUUACUUUCCCUGAAAGCUCAGUAUAAAGAAAAAACGGGGAAGGAAUAUGUUCCUGGUCAGCUCCCGGCAUCUCCAAGUUCAGACUCAAGCCCAGCCAGAAGCUCUGAGCCUUGUGGUCCAGAAACACCAGAGGCCAAAGUGCUUUUUGACAGAGUAGCUUCCCAAGGAGAAGUCGUUCGAAAACUUAAAGCUGAAAAAGCCUCUAAGGAUCAGGUCGACGCCGCUGUGCAGGAGCUGCUCCAGCUGAAGGCGCAGUACAAGGCUCUGACCGGCAUCGACUACAAGCCCUUGUCCGCCACUGGGGCCGAGGACAAAGAUAAGAGAAAGAAAGAAAAAGAAAACAAAUCCGAAAAGCAGAAUAAGCCUCAAAAACAAAACGAUGGCUCAAAGAAAGAGCCCUCUAAAAGCCAAGGCGGCGGGCCGCCGUCCGGCGGGGCAGGAGAGGGCCAGGGGCCCCGGAAGCAGACCAGGUUGGGUCUUGAGGCAAAAAAAGAAGAAAAUCUUGCAGAUUGGUAUUCUCAAGUCAUCACAAAGUCAGAAAUGAUUGAAUACUACGAUGUAAGUGGCUGCUACAUUCUCCGCCCCUGGGCAUAUUCCAUUUGGGAAUCCAUCAAGGACUUUUUCGAUGCUGAGAUCAAGAAACUUGGUGUCGAAAACUGCUAUUUCCCCAUGUUUGUGUCUCAAGGUGCCUUAGAGAAAGAGAAGACGCACGUUGCUGACUUUGCCCCUGAGGUGGCGUGGGUCACGAGAUCUGGGAAAACAGAGCUGGCGGAGCCUAUCGCCGUGCGUCCCACCAGCGAGACAGUCAUGUAUCCUGCGUAUGCGAAGUGGGUGCAGUCGCACAGAGACCUGCCCAUCCGGCUCAACCAGUGGUGCAACGUGGUGCGCUGGGAGUUCAAGCACCCGCAGCCUUUCCUGCGGACCCGGGAGUUCCUCUGGCAGGAAGGGCACAGCGCCUUCGCCACGUUCGAGGAGGCCGCAGAGGAGGUCUUGCAGAUACUUGACUUAUACGCUCAGGUGUAUGAAGAACUCCUGGCCAUCCCUGUUGUAAAAGGAAGGAAAACGGAAAAGGAGAAGUUUGCCGGAGGAGACUACACCACUACGGUGGAGGCCUUUAUAUCCGCCAGCGGGAGGGCUAUCCAGGGAGCAACUUCACAUCAUUUAGGGCAGAAUUUUUCCAAAAUGUUUGAAAUCAUUUUUGAAGACCCAAAGGCGCCAGGAGAGAAGCAGUUUGCCUAUCAGAACUCGUGGGGCCUGACCACGCGGACAAUCGGGGUCAUGACCAUGGUUCAUGGGGACAACAUGGGCCUCGUGCUGCCGCCCCGGGUCGCCUGUGUUCAGGUGGUGGUCAUUCCCUGCGGCAUCACAAACGCCCUCUCCGAAGAAGACAGAGAUGCCCUGAUCGCCAAGUGCAACGACUACCGGAGGCGGCUGCUCAGCGCUAACAUUCGCGUCAGAGCGGACCUGCGAGAUAACUACUCGCCCGGGUGGAAGUUCAAUCACUGGGAGCUCAAGGGAGUCCCCAUCAGACUGGAAGUUGGGCCCCGUGACAUGAAGAGCUCUCAGUUUGUAGCUGUCCGUCGAGAUACUGGAGAAAAGCUAACGAUUGCCGAAAAUGAGGCUGAGACUAAACUUCAGGCCAUUUUGGAAGACAUCCACGUUAACCUUUUCAGAAAGGCUUCUGAAGACCUUAAGACUCAUAUGGUGGUGGCUAAUACAAUGGAAGAGUUUCAGAAAGUGCUAGAUACUGGAAAGAUCGUUCAGAUCCCAUUCUGCGGGGAAAUUGAUUGCGAAGACUGGAUCAAGAAGACCACCGCCAGGGAUCAAGAUCUUGAACCUGGUGCCCCCUCCAUGGGGGCCAAGAGCCUUUGCAUCCCCUUCAAGCCGCUCUGCGAGCUGCAGCCCGGAGCCCGGUGCGUCUGUGGCAAGAACCCUGCCAAGUACUACACCUUGUUUGGCCGAAGUUACUGAGGAUGAAGCCGCACCCCAGUCUCCAGCCCUCCUCACUUUUAAAAAAGCUGAUACUACUGUCUUCCCAGAUAUAGACAGUUUUAUGAUUUUUUUAAAAUAAAAGCUCGAAAAGGAGGUCACAUGAAAUAAA
This is a messenger RNA of Pteronotus mesoamericanus, 4837 nucleotides long. RefSeq names its product glutamyl-prolyl-tRNA synthetase 1 (gene EPRS1). Gene Ontology annotation, biological process: translation; glutamyl-tRNA aminoacylation; prolyl-tRNA aminoacylation. Lineage: Eukaryota; Metazoa; Chordata; Mammalia; Chiroptera; Mormoopidae. The transcript has 33 exons. The coding region runs from base 145 to 4707 and encodes 1520 amino acids. The record is from RefSeq and is a predicted model, not a curated record. Gene Ontology annotation, molecular function: glutamate-tRNA ligase activity; ATP binding; proline-tRNA ligase activity. Gene Ontology annotation, cellular component: cytoplasm; aminoacyl-tRNA synthetase multienzyme complex.